AUGACUUCUCCCUCUCCUCCAAGAACUGGAACCGGCACUGGCACCUAUCACGACUCUCCACGAACCUAUGAUUCUGGCCGCACUUUGAGCAGCUCUGUCGCUGGCAGAUCUGCCCGUCUACGCCCGCCUCGGUCCCUCCCACCCUGGAUUGAUUCAUGGGACGACAAACAUGGCUCAGUAAGCGACGACCAACUGCGGCUGCUCCAGCCUCCCACUCGCGCUGUCCCACCACAACAUAACUCGUCACCAAGUGAUCCCCAAAGACGAAUCUCGAAAGAUGGCUUCGUCGAUCCGCAAGAUCCUCUUGUUGGCCAGGGCCAGGAAACUAGAGGCAAAAUCCCCCAUUUUAUGCGCUAUGGCCGCGCCUCGAUGCGUGGCAGGAAAUGGGACCAUCUGAGAUCCGCAGAGCCCGUCAUUGUGCCGGGACAUAAACCAGCAUUAACCUCACAGCCGAACAUAGCAUGGCAAGACUUUGUCCAAUCUUCGGCAUGGGGUCGCAUGACCAACGAGGACUCGAAAGUGGUGGACGUUGAGGCUCUAAACGACCUACAACCGAAUUUCAACACACCAGCCCGCCACCCUUACGAUGCACAAGAAGCCAGGGUUUCACGGAAGAAGAGGACGCUAGCUCCGUACAAACGUUUAUGGAAUAUAGCUAUUCGGCACUCUCUUGCCCCUCUAAUGUUUAGACUGAGCGUCAUGGUCACUUCUAUCAUUGCCCUUGCUAUUGCAGCGCGGAUCCACCUGCUUGAAGACGUUGAUAGCACAGAUUCAGCAGAAGAGACACAAUCCAUAGUUGCCGUGGCCGUAGAUUGCGUGGCUAUUCCAUACAUUGGUUAUAUGAUCUGGGAUGAGUACACAGGCAAGCCUUUGGGGUUACGAUCUGUUGUCUCCAAAAUCUCUCUCAUCUUGCUGGACCUCUUUUUCAUCAUCUUCAAGUCGGCAAGCACAGCACUUGCGUUCGAGAGCCUUGUCUAUCAUAACUUGUCCGACACAGCAGUGAGGAGCUUGUCAAAAGCGCUGGCAGCAUUCAUGCUCAUGGGACUGAUUGCUUGGACGAUGAACUUUGCAGUCAACAUAUUCCGCACAGUGGAACGCCUGGGAGGAGGUGAAGAUGAUGGGCUGCAUAUCUAG
Messenger RNA from Fusarium fujikuroi IMI 58289, 1134 nucleotides. RefSeq lists its product as uncharacterized. Gene Ontology annotation, cellular component: fungal-type vacuole; cell periphery. The record is from RefSeq and is a predicted model, not a curated record. NCBI's taxonomy places the organism in Eukaryota, Fungi, Ascomycota, Sordariomycetes, Hypocreales, Nectriaceae. The transcript has 2 exons. Gene Ontology annotation, biological process: positive regulation of catalytic activity. The coding region runs from base 1 to 1134 and encodes 377 amino acids.